UAUCUUGUGAACACUCUGACCCUCUCUAAUAUUUAUAUAUUGCAGCAUCUCGGAAGAGUAAUCUCCUAUCACAUUGGAACCAUUCAUUGUUUUCAUCAAAUAGUCUCAAUCAGAAGAGUUCGAGGGAGAAAAGUUGAGGAUGUUGUGUAAGGAAGGGCUUGUGUUCAUAGCUCAAAUGUAUUUUAACCCUACAGUGGCAGCACUUCUUUCCAUAGCUGUUUUAGUGUUGGUUUCGAAAGUUUGGUGGAGAGUGAGGAGCAAGAAUGAUGGAGGAAUUCCUGGUUACUUGGGGUUACCUUUUGUAGGGGAAACCUUCUCUUUUCUUUCUGCUAAUAACAGUACCAGAGGGUGUUACCACUUUGUCAGACUCCGCAGGUUGUGGCAUGGUAGGUGGUUCAAGACAAGGCUAUUUGGAAAGAUACAUGUGUUUGUUCCAAGCGCAGAGGGGGCAAAAGCAAUAUUUUCCAAUGAUUUUGUCCAAUUCAACAAGGGAUACGUGAAAUCCAUGGGAGAUGCUGUUGGAGAGAAGAGUUUACUAUGCGUUUCCCAUGAGAAUCACAGAAGAAUUAGACGUCUUCUAUCUGAUCCUUUCUCCAUGACUUCUCUGUCUAAGUUUGUCAAAGAAUUUGACGACAUGCUCUCCAAAAGGCUAAAGAAACUAGAAAAAGAUGGGAAAAGUUUUGUACUGCUUGAUUUUAGCAUGAAGAUAACAUUUGAUUCCAUCUGCAAUAUGCUAAUGAGUCUAAGGGAUGAAUCUACACUCAGACAGAUUGAGAAAGACUGUACAGCCGUCUCUGAAGCCAUGUUAUCUUUCCCAUUCAUGAUUCCAGGAACUAGGUACUACAAAGGCAUAAAGGCAAGAAAACGACUCAUGGAAACAUUUAGAGAGAUAAUUUCCCGACGGCGAAGGGGAGAGGAGUCACCAGAAGACUUCCUGGAGUCAAUGUUGCAGAGAGAUUCAUAUCCUUCAAAUGAAAAGCUGGAUGACUCAGAGAUAAUGGAUAACCUAUUGACACUGAUAAUUGCAGGUCAAACCACUACAGCUGCUGCUAUGAUGUGGUGUAUCAAGUUCCUGGACGAGAACAAAGAGGCCCAAGAAAGGCUGCGGGAAGAACAACUGUCAAUUCUACAAAAGAAGGAAGAUGGAGAAUUGCUUACCCUUGAAGAUCUUAAAAAAAUGUCCUACGGUUCAAAGGUUGUCAAGGAGACAUUGAGAAUGUCCAAUGUUUUGCUGUGGUUUCCUCGUGUGGCACUAGGGGAUUGCAGAUUAGAAGAUUUUGAAAUAAAGAAAGGGUGGCAUGUGAACAUCGAUGCAACAUGCAUUCAUUAUGACCCAGAUGUGUACAAGGACCCCAUGAAAUUCAACCCUUCCAGAUUUGAUGAAAUUCAAAAGCCAUACAGUUUCAUACCUUUUGGAUCUGGACCCAGGACCUGUCUAGGAAUUAACAUGGCCAAAUUAACAAUGUUGGUCUUCUUGCACAGAAUGACUGGAGGGUACAGGUGGACGGUUGAUGAUCCAGAUCCUAGCCUUGAAAAGAAGGCACACAUCCCUAGGCUGAGAAGUGGCUGCCCCAUUACUUUGAAAACCUUGUAAGAUGGGACAAGCAUAAAUGGAGGAAUUUUAUAUCAGGUAUAGGUGUAGAUACGAGCAGCAAGAUUCUAAUCCAUGGCAAUGAGAUAAAAUGUGAGGAAGCAGGUGGAUAAUAUGCAUUAUCAUGGCCUCUAAUUAUCCACUCUUUUCUAAGCUUCACAGAAAAGCAAAUUAGAAGAAAAAAAGACAAAAAGGAACUUUGCAACGCUGCAGUGUGAACAAAAAAACUAUUACUGGAGUCUAUAUGAAUUCCACUAUAAUUAGAGAAAACUAAGUUAAGCAAGAGUUCCUACUUGUCAUUUGUCAUGCACUCCAUAAGAUCAAGUUACCUGUUAGGUUUGAUUUUGCACAAAGGCUUUUCUCUCGAUUCUCCAUUGAAGUAUGUAUUUUUUUAAAAUAUUCUUAUAUUUAUGGUGUGAAUAUGUAUGUAGUGCUUGAUAACGUUAACGUUUCAAUGUUAUAUGA
Cucumis sativus (cucumber) is the source of this 2056-nucleotide messenger RNA. Its product is annotated as abscisic acid 8'-hydroxylase 3. Gene Ontology annotation, biological process: multicellular organism development; brassinosteroid homeostasis; sterol metabolic process. The coding region runs from base 140 to 1594 and encodes 484 amino acids. The transcript is spliced from 9 exons. NCBI's taxonomy places the organism in Eukaryota, Viridiplantae, Streptophyta, Magnoliopsida, Cucurbitales, Cucurbitaceae. The record is from RefSeq and is a predicted model, not a curated record. Gene Ontology annotation, molecular function: oxidoreductase activity, acting on paired donors, with incorporation or reduction of molecular oxygen; monooxygenase activity; heme binding.